Molecule: messenger RNA, 318 nt
Organism: Jaculus jaculus (lesser Egyptian jerboa)
Lineage: Eukaryota; Metazoa; Chordata; Mammalia; Rodentia; Dipodidae
Product: SS18-like protein 2
Exons: 1
Coding region: 1-234 (77 amino acids)
Biological process (GO): positive regulation of transcription by RNA polymerase II
Cellular component (GO): nucleus
Molecular function (GO): transcription coactivator activity
Source: RefSeq, a predicted model, not a curated record
AUGUCAGUCAUCUUCUCGCCUUCCUGGCUACGAGGCAUGGUGAAGAUCAAUCAGGACAUCAUCCAGCGGCUCCUGGAGGAGAAUGACCAGCUGAUCCGCUGUAUCGUGGAGUAUCAGAACAAGGGCCGAGUGAACGAGUGCAUGCAGUAUCAGCACGUGCUGCAUAGAAAUCUCAUUUAUUUAGCAAACAUCACAGAUAGCAACACAGCCAUUUCUUCAAAAGCACCAGAAUAAUCGUCCUGGUGGCCAGCAUGAGGAAUGACUGAAUGUGGAUCCAUCCCCCAUGAGACAGAAUUGUUACCAGCUCAGCUAUUUGAA